This is a messenger RNA of Actinia tenebrosa (Australian red waratah sea anemone), 1132 nucleotides long. Its product is annotated as tubulin polyglutamylase complex subunit 2. Gene Ontology annotation, biological process: protein polyglutamylation. The record is from RefSeq and is a predicted model, not a curated record. Lineage: Eukaryota; Metazoa; Cnidaria; Anthozoa; Actiniaria; Actiniidae.
AUGGCGUCGUUCAGUGAGCAAGCAAGAAUGAAAGAGCUGUUUAAUAAAAUGACUCUUGGCGUUGUUCGCUCGUUAGAAAAUAGGCCAGGAGUGACUGAAGUACGAUUACUCGAUAGAAAACCAGCUGCAAAAUCAAUUAUUGAUACAUGGGAACAGAGCAACAUGUGCAUUCUUCCUCAAGACAUACGAAGUUUCUUCCUGACAUCUAAUGGUCUUUUAAUACAGUGGUGUGUUAAAUUUGGGGGGAACAUGUUUCCACUUGGAAAAAUGGAAAUCAACUCAGUCGCUGGGCUUAUUCCACUGACUAAAUCCCAGACACCUGCUGAUGAUAAUCCAUCAUUACUAGAUGUUGAUAGCCUGACUGAUGAAGAAGAUGAACAAGGUCACGUGAAGCCUCAUUUUGACAAUAGAUGUAAAGUAUUUGAAGUUGAUCCAUGUGAUGGAAGUGGAAAGGUCUGUUUAGUCUAUAAACAUAUUAGAGCAGGUGUGACAACAAGUCAGCCAGAGGUAUGGUUUUUAGAUCGUUCUCUGGAAUGGUCCUUUCUUGCCAACAAUUUUUCAGACUACUUCAGGAUGAUGAUCACCCAUCUUGGCUUACCAUUAUGGCAGUACAUUUUCACAAGCACUGGCAUUAGCCCUGAAACUAAGCAAUGGUUUAAUCUUUAUGCUCCAAUGCGCUUGGCAAUUGACACAGAAUUCUCAACUAUCUGCGAUGAAAUCUCAUCAGGUGAAGGCAAUCCUCUGAACAAACUUGAUAUCAAUAGACUAUUUAAAGGAAAGGUUGAUAAGAGUAGAGGGCGACCACCACAAGCCAAGAAACCACAAGGAACUAGAACAAGUCAUACUCGCACAGGACAAAGAGGAGUUACCAGAUGAGAAAUUUCUCAGGUUUUCAUUUGUCGGGGUUUAUCUUAUGUGCAUAAAACUUUGAUGGCUGGAAAUCUGAGUCUACAAAAAUUCUAAAGCUCUUAAAUUAUUACUUAACAUCAUCACUUCAGUACUCACUUYGAUGAGCUAGUACUGUCUAGAUUUUAUGAUAAAUCCAUUAUUUAUUUUGUAAUGUAAUCAAAGCAGUAUAUAAAUAUCUGGAAUGUAUUAAAUAAAUUUAUAAGUAUCCUAAACAUUUAUUAUU